GUUUUUGUUUCUUUUCCGAGUUCCCGAUCAUUUCUGGUCGAAAGUGGAUCAAAGAUAAUUCAACUUCAACCAUUUUUAUCUCACAACACUUAAGGUUUAGGAACGGAAAUUACGUGGUUCUUUGACUGAAACUACUGUCUCUGUACGUUUUGGCCCUGUGCUCAGUUUCCCUAAAACGUUCAAUAGUAAUUACCUAUAAAUAAGUCCUUCGUCAAAUAGACGAAUAAAGGCAGUUUGCACAGCUUUUGACCGGUCUUUAUCCAUUGUGAAGAGUUCUCGUCUCCAAUCCAACGAGCAGCCUAGACGGCGGAGUUGCUUUCCUGGAAAAUAAUCAUUACCUUAGUUCAAACUGUGAGAAAUUCGCGGUUAUAGUCAGGUGGAAACAAUAUCGAGGUGGCGAUUUAUUUGAGAAUUUUCUGGUCAAUUUUUUGGGUGACCGUAGUGGCUUAAAACUCACCUUGUUUCAAUAUCAAACUUGCCCUUUUUGCUGCAAAGUCAGGGCAUUCUUAGACUACUAUGGUAUAUCUUAUGAUAUUGUAGAGGUGGAUCCAGUAUUGAGACAGUCUAUAAAGUGGUCUCCAUACAAAAAGGUUCCCAUAUUAGUUGCUCAAACUGAAGAGGGUUAUCAGCCUUUGAAUGACAGUUCCAUGAUAGUAUCAGCCUUGGCGACAUAUCUAACGGAUUCUGACAAGAAUAUACCAGAUGUUGUCAAAUGCUUCCCAACCAUAACUUACUAUGAUGAUGAUGGUGUGAAGAAAAACGAGAUUAUGAAUAAAUAUUUUGUAAUGUCUACUGAUCAGAGGGGAGUUACAGCUCAGGAUGACAGUAAAAGUGAAGAACGUAAAUGGCGGAAAUGGGCAGACAGCGUUCUCGUUCACACUCUCUCCCCAAACGUGUAUAGAACGAGAGAAGAGGCGUUCCAAGCGUUCAAUUGGUUCUCGGAAGUGGGGGAAUGGGACAAAAACUUCCCGUCGUGGGAAAGGAACCUAAUAAUCUACGUGGGAGCGGGAGCGAUGUGGAUGAUAGGCAAACGGCUGAAGAAAAGACACCAACUGAAAGACGAUGUGAGACAAUCGCUGUAUGACGAAUGCAGUGUGUGGACGAGGGCUCUAAGCGCCAAGGGAACGCCCUUUAUGGGCGGUGACUCGCCUAACCUGGCGGACCUGUCGGUUUACGGUGUUUUGAACAGCAUAGAGGGCUGUACUGCGUUCAAGGACCUGUUAGGGAACACAAACAUCGGCAAGUGGUACUUUAACAUGAAGGAGGCUGUAAUGCAACAUCAAGGAGCACAGUUUAUCACUGUUUGAAUAUUUUCCUUUUUGUUAAUUAUAUCUACAGUUACAUCAUAGAUAUUGUUUAUGAGUGCAGUAUGUGAUAAAUAAAUUUUGUAUAUAAUUAGACAGUUUGUAAUUUUGAAUUGAAGUUAAUAAACAGUUUGAUCCAACUCCCAGUUACUCCAUAAUACAGCUUAUGUUCCAGCGUUAAAUCUAGUGAGAAUAAUAAAUCUUG
This is a messenger RNA of Acanthoscelides obtectus, 1509 nucleotides long. The record is from the annotation of a GenBank genome assembly. NCBI's taxonomy places the organism in Eukaryota, Metazoa, Arthropoda, Insecta, Coleoptera, Chrysomelidae.